Messenger RNA from Cladophialophora bantiana CBS 173.52, 2763 nucleotides. RefSeq lists its product as uncharacterized. Gene Ontology annotation, biological process: secondary metabolite biosynthetic process; fatty acid biosynthetic process. Bases 1 to 2763 code for a protein of 920 amino acids. The record is from RefSeq and is a predicted model, not a curated record. NCBI's taxonomy places the organism in Eukaryota, Fungi, Ascomycota, Eurotiomycetes, Chaetothyriales, Herpotrichiellaceae. Gene Ontology annotation, molecular function: fatty acid synthase activity. The transcript is spliced from 2 exons.
AUGUGUUCAAAUUUCAACCAGACACAUGAAUCUCUGCUGUCCAGCAUCGCUUACAACCUUGCAGCUACGCAGAACCUGCAAUUGCCGUACGGCAGCUCGACCUUAGUCACAAGUAUACCAGAGCUAGUCGUAUGGUUAGAAGAGCAAAUCUCGUUGCCUUCGAGAGAGUGGCGCCCGAAAGUGGCGCCACGGCCAGUUGGGUUCUUCUCUGGUCAGGUUGGGGAUACUGUUUAUCUCGACAGGGAUAUCUACGAAUCAUGCCUUCGACUGCGAUAUCAUCUUGAUAGAUGCAAUGCUGUUCUAAGAUUGCAAGGAUUCCCAAGCCUCUACCCCAGGAUUUUCGACUUCGGCCCCAAAUCAGAUAUCGUUGCUUUACACUACAUGCUAUUCGCUAUCCAGUACUCAAGUGCGAUGACCUGGAUUGACUGUGGCCUAAAAGUCGCUGCUGUGCUCGGUCACAGCUUUGGGCUCGUGGCUGGCCGCGCAAGUAUUAUCAAAGAAAGGUGGAACCAUGAUCGCGGUGCUAUGUUUGCCAUUGAGGCCGGCGCUGAGACGAUCCUCUCUAUAAUCUCGAGAAUCAACGAACCCGGCUCAGGUCACAAGGUUGAAAUAGCAUGUUACAAUGGUCCCAAAAGCCACGUCCUCGCCGGGAGUAAGGCAUCUAUGGGAGCGCUAGAGGCGAGCCUUCAAGGUCCGAACCCUGGUAUGACUUCGAUCAUGUUCAAGAGGCUCAAUGUAACGCAUGCAUUCCAUUCAAGCUUAACAGAAUCUAUGUUACCAGAGCUAUUGGAGCUCGCAGGACGCCUCAGAAUGACAGCCCCGAGCAUUCACUUUGAAGCCUGCUCCUCGGAUGUUGACUGGGCUAUACUCACGCCAGAAUUGAUCGUGGAUCACACAAGAUCUCCUAUUUAUUUCUCGAGCGCUGUCCAACGGCUUUCUACUUGCUUUGGGCCCUGUACCUGGGUAGAAGCUUUCUCUCUGAGGUCCAUGUCCGGCCUCAUCAAGCGGAACCUCGAGCCCUCUCAUGUCGACUUUCACCAUCUUGAGACUCCACUCCUCCACCAGAAAAGCGGACUGCGAUCAAUUAUGGAGGCUGUGAUUGGUCUCUGGAAGCAGAACAAUGCCGUACAAUUCUGGCCAUUUCAUCGAAGUCAACGAUAUCAGUACGAACAUAUGAUCUUGCCACCUUACCAGUUCGAGAAGACUCGGCACUGGCUGCCACUGGCGAUUCCGUCUUCGACACCCAAGGGUCACCAGGGAAAUGAGCCUUCCGUUACCGAAGCUCCAUUGCUAUCCCUGACAAGUCCACCAGCUUCAAAUUCGUCUCCAGUCUCAAAUUUCAAGGUCAACAUCGCAGGAAAGGAGUUUCUUUCUUACGUCAAAGGACAUGCCGUCUUAGGCAAGCCCUUAUGUCCCGCUCCGUUGUAUGUGGAGAUGGUCACGAGAGCAUGCCUGGCUCUGAACACGAACGUUGUGCCGAGGAGCCUAUGCCUUUCCAUUGAGAGCUUGGAUAUCAACGCUCCCCUUGGGUUGGGCGAUACUCUUCAAGUUUCUCUUUCCCCGGAGGUCCAGACGCACCCGGCAAGUACAUGGCGGUUCAGCCUGACAAGUGUUGAUAACAGCAAUCUUACUGGAGUCGCUGCCAGGCCUAUCCUACAUGGUACAGGAUAUGUAUCAAUCGCCACCGACAAUAAGAGAAUAAAUGCUCUUUUAUCUCGCUACGAGCGACUGAUCGACCUGGGCCAAUUCCAGCAAUUGCAGAGCGAUCCCACUUCUACGGCAAUGCAAGGUUCACUGAUGUACAAUGUCUUCUCCAGCUGUCUCGACUACGCGGAAUACUACAGAGGCGUGCGCGGAUUCUGGGCCAAGGAUGGGAGUGUCGUCGCCACCUUUUGCCAAUACCUGACGAGAGUGUUCUGUUAUCUUAUGCUGUCAGACCCACUGCAAUGGACAAUUUCAUUCACGUUGCGGGUCUGCAUGUCAAUGCACCCUGCACAAAUCUGGUCAAUCACGUCUACGUCUGUGUGCAGAUUGAGGAAAUAUUCGUCAACCCUCGAUACCGAACAUUCGGACCGUCCUGGAUUAAACCAAAUGCCUCGUAUUCUCAUCCUCGGAGCUCAAUUCUCCAAGGUUGCCAGGACUUCCUUGGAGAAGUUUCUUGUACGCGCCAAUGGGCGACCCGAUGACCGCCCCGAGACCCAACAACAGCAGCAAAGACUAGCACCCGCUGCAAAUACAAGAAACCUGCAGCCCGAAUCAAAGGAGCUGACGAUUUCGAGGUUAAACCGAGAUCUAAUUCAACGCGAUGAGAACAGAGCCGCAGGAGCUAUUCGCCGUGACCCGAAAGAGCCAGUGGCAAGAGUUGCAGACGUCCCGAAGGAAGUACUCGAAGAUGACGGCCUCACACUCGAGGAGAUCGGUGUAGACUAUUUAAUGUCGAUGGAAGUACUGGGUGAGGUCAACAAGCGUUUUGGCAUCACCGUCUCCGCAGACGAAUUUGCAUGCUUGGUGACCUUUGGCGACUUGCUCAACUGCGUUGCCGAGCAGCGAGGAGCAUCAGAUGACAGCGAUGAAAAUGGCGAAAUCACGAUCAGUGAAACCAAAUCUGAGACGGGGACCCCGAAAUCGUCAUCAACUCCAACGUCCGUUACGACCAAUACUGGCCAUCUUGAAGACCAGACAGGCCUCCUUUCUUCUCUGGUGAGAGAGGACUUGGGCAACGUAAAGCUGGAUCAAGACACCAAGUUGUCGACGCGGGACUAG